AAGACAGAGAAAAAGUCACUUAUGACUGUAAUUUAGGGCUGUGCUGCUGUUACUAUAGACUACACUCACACACACGCACACUCACACACACCUACUGUGGAAGUGCGCGUUAGGACGUGGGUCGAGUCCAACUCGCGCGUGUCAUGUGUCUACGUGGUUCACGCAAACGCCUGUUGUGAAUGGCUUUGCAUCACUCCGGAGGCGUUUAUGAAUGAAGUGUUUUUCGUAUAAGGGAGAAACAAGGAAAGGUUUGGUGGCGAAGGACUGCUGAACCCGCGCGCACCGGAGCGCAUAGUUGACUGACGUCUCGGAUACUUUGUCAGUUUCUUUUCGGCCGUCAACUUGUCUCUGAGCAUCGUACCUUUCGCGAAGUAAUCUCAGGAACCUGCUGAAUCGGUUGAAAUGGAUAUGUCUAAACUAAUGCUGAUUUUAUUCAUCACCUGCUCGUUAGGACCUAUGCUGUCUGCCCAGAUGUGUGAGGUCAUGUGGGAGCUGGAAGCGGAGAAAAGAGAAUGUUUGUCCAAGCUGGAAAAUGUCACAUCAGGUUGCACAGGUGAAUGGGAUAUAGCAUGCUGGCCAUCAGCUAGGAUUGGGGAGUUGGUAACCAUCCCCUGUCCGAAUUACUUCAACCAUGUCAGUGAUCAGAAAGGAAACAUAUCGAAGACUUGUACUCCCAACGGCUGGACAGAAAUAAAGCCAGUUGUCGCUGCAUAUAACUGUGGCUAUGACCCCAAUAACACAGAGGAUAGAAACAUGGGUGAAUUCCUGGGCUCUGUGAGAAUUGGAUACACUAUUGGUCACUCUGUGUCUCUUAUAUCCCUCAUCAUCGCCAUCAUCAUUCUGUGCCUUUUCAGAAAACUCCACUGCACAAGGAACUACAUCCAUAUUCACCUGUUCAUGUCCUUUAUACUGAAGGCUGUGGCUGUAAUGAUGAAGGAUGUAGUCCUGUAUGAGGUGGAGGAAGCUGAGGACUGCCACCAUGGAUUUGUGGGCUGCAAGGCUGCCUUGGUUUUCUUCCAGUAUGGCGUGAUGGCCAGUUUCUUCUGGUUGCUGGUGGAGGGUCUGUAUCUGCAUGCUCUCCUGGCCGUAUCCUUCUUCUCUGAGAGGAAGUACUUCUGGUGGUACAUUCUCAUUGGCUGGGGAGUUCCAGGUGUCUUCAUAACAAUCUGGAGCAUCACAAAAGCUUAUUUACAUGAUAUUGGAUGUUGGGAUUUUAUUGACGAUGAUCUGUGGUGGAUUAUAAAAACCCCUACAUUGAUAACAAUACUGAUGAACUUCAUUCUCUUUAUUUGUAUCAUCCGGAUACUUCGUCAGAAAAUCAGUUCCCGGGAUAUUGGGAGAAAUGAGUCACACCAGUACUCGAGACUGGCAAAAUCAACUCUGCUUUUGAUUCCCUUGUUUGGGAUAAACUACAUCAUUUUUGCCUUCAUGCCUCAUCACAUCAAGUCUUAUGUGCGUCUGGUGUUUGACUUGAUCCUGGGGUCCUUUCAGGGAUUUUGUGUCGCGGUCCUGUACUGUUUUCUAAAUGGAGAGGUCCAGUCUGAGAUCAAACGAAAGUGGAGGCGGUGGCACAUGCAGAGAUUUCUGGGAGCUGACACCAAAUACCAGCAGCCCUCGACGGCAAGCAACGGCCUCAACUUCAGCUCCCAAAUCACCAUGAUGACAAAAUGCAGCCCCUCCACACGCCGCGCUUCCUCCUGUCAAGAUGACUUCUCCUCCGUCUGAGCACUGAGUGAUGCUUCGUCUUUGACAAGACACACAAACCAUUGAGUCUGCGCACUGUCACCCGGACCACCUCAAUCAUCUGCAGGUUGCUGCUCUGCCAUCAUUCCUGUAGGAUCUGUGCAUCUCACCGCUCAGUAGGAACGUGAGGGAAACUGUGCAGCUCAUGGUGACCGUUUGGCCAUUCGUUCAUACACAUCGAGCAGGAGAGAAACAUGCAAGUAAAAUGGUCUCUUUGACGUUUGAUUGUGUUUCACCAAACUACUGUGUCAAGCGGCGCUAGCUUUAUAAGGAUGCAAUAUUGACUCUGAGAAGACUCGUUUGAAUCAUUGCCCUGUUUUCGUGCACAGCAACACAGAAAUUAAUCUUCAGCUCUAGAGUUGGUAUCUGUCAGUUGUGUUUUUCUGUUUUCCCUGCCCUCAUUAUGCCGCUCAAGAUUUCUCAGUCUCUUAAUAAUCUGUAAAGCUGAACGGUGACCUUUUGGGUCUCUAGUGAGCAGGUUUUAUUUUUAUCUUCUUCCUUAUUCCAGGAAAAAAGUCUGACAUUCUGUUUUUGCAUCCUCCCUAUUCGUGUCAUGUGCUUGCGUGUCUGUGUACAUGUGGACAAACACAAACGUCUCUCAUCGAGAGCCAUAAAAGCAUGUUUGCUUGUGCAGCAGUAGUGCGUCAUGCUAUAUCUUUUAUAAUAGUGAUUUAUUGUGUAAUUGUAUACAUGUGAAAAUUGACAUUUGUUCUGUAACUGUGUUCUGUAAUUGCAAAAGAUGCAUUUUUAGGAGAUUGGUCUUUCUAAGGGUAUUUUUAGUCUGAAAUCUUUUUAGCUGUCAUAAGUGCAUGCGCAGAGUUAGUCAUAGUAGCUGCCAUGAAAAUGCUCCUAUGUUUGCAUGCACAGUUCUUUUGUACCUCAUUGUGAAUAAGAUGUACAUUUAAGAGAAAAUGUCAGUAUAUGAGUGUUUAUUGCUGUUUUUGCAAAGUGCAUUGUGGAUGUUGUUAAGUAUACAGAUCAAUUUUAUUACAGUAGAUCUUUGAAUGUCUUUUCUCUUCAUAUAAAAGUAUGUAUAUGCUGGUCAGAGAAAAUAACAGAUUUUUAUAUUAAAUUAUGUAUUAUUUUUAUUUUAACAAGUCACUAUCACCAGUGUGCAAUUUUU
This is a messenger RNA of Carassius gibelio (silver crucian carp), 2866 nucleotides long. Its product is annotated as vasoactive intestinal polypeptide receptor. Gene Ontology annotation, cellular component: plasma membrane. The record is from RefSeq and is a predicted model, not a curated record. Gene Ontology annotation, biological process: adenylate cyclase-modulating G protein-coupled receptor signaling pathway; cell surface receptor signaling pathway. The transcript has 13 exons. The coding region runs from base 403 to 1725 and encodes 440 amino acids. Gene Ontology annotation, molecular function: peptide hormone binding; vasoactive intestinal polypeptide receptor activity; G protein-coupled peptide receptor activity. NCBI's taxonomy places the organism in Eukaryota, Metazoa, Chordata, Actinopteri, Cypriniformes, Cyprinidae.